Molecule: messenger RNA, 1522 nt
Organism: Schizosaccharomyces japonicus yFS275
Lineage: Eukaryota; Fungi; Ascomycota; Schizosaccharomycetes; Schizosaccharomycetales; Schizosaccharomycetaceae
Product: tRNA-splicing endonuclease subunit catalytic subunit Sen2
Exons: 3
Coding region: 1-1017 (338 amino acids)
Biological process (GO): tRNA splicing, via endonucleolytic cleavage and ligation
Cellular component (GO): tRNA-intron endonuclease complex; cytoplasmic side of mitochondrial outer membrane
Molecular function (GO): tRNA-intron lyase activity; lyase activity; nucleic acid binding
Source: RefSeq, a predicted model, not a curated record
AUGCAGAGAAACAACGAGAUAUAUAAGAGGCCGUUGCCAGUUCCGUUGGCGCAGCCAUUGCCGCCAUUUUUACCGAGUAACCCUUUAACAUGGGUCCCAUAUGUUUACUCAUGGUUGUUCACGAAGGCUGCAAAAAGAUCGACGUGGAAAGCAGUGCUGAAUGCUGACGGCCUUUGUUCUAUUGUUAAAGACGAGGACGCUAUUCGGAAUCUGUGGUGCAAUGGAUUUUUGGAAAAGGAAAUCUGUCCCGAAGCGAACCAACUUGGCAGAUCCGUACAGAAAGAGCGCUCGCUUCUCAUUGAAAAAGGAGAGCCAAUCCCGCCAGAACUGCAGGAAGAUGCACCUAUGCCUCCGGAACUUACAGUUGAGGAUGGGGAUGCAGAAGAGGAGGUCGAGAAGAAUCCUCUCGGUCUAAAAGAAGUUCCAAAGAUCGAACAUCUGCAACUAACAUUACCGGAAACAUGUUUUUUGGCUUCUUUGGGUGUCUUGAAGGUGGUCCUUCCUCAAACGCAAACGAAGAAGAACUUGGUACAGGUUUGUGCACUUAUUUCUUUAAAGGCAUCCAACCCCGUUCUUUCACAUGAUCGGCUCGAUUUUGAAGGAAUUGUGGAACCAGACAACCAGUUCCUUGUGGAAUUUGCUGCAUACCAGUAUUUUCGUCAACUUGGUUGGGUUGUCAAAAUGGGUACCAAAUUCACAGUUGACUUUUUGUUAUAUAGGCGUGGUCCUGUGUUCACACAUGCGGAGCUCGCUGUAGUUUUGGUUCCUUGUAUUGGAGAUAAGCAAACACGAAACUUUGAAUGGCAUGAAUUGCAUUGUUUGAAUCGUGUUAUUUCUCAGGUACGGAAAACCCUACUUGUUUGUUAUGUCCAAUGCCCAGAACAAGCUGCGUUUGAAAAGGUUUGGGCAAAACGGAAUUCAAUGCCUCAAUGGGAAUGGACAAAGGCCAUCUUACAAAGUUAUUCUGUCCGUUGUGUGAGUCUUCGUAGAUGGGUUCCCCAACGGAAUAGGGAUUAGACUGGCUGACGAAAGCUAAUCCCUCUAAUUGAUUCAUACAUAUUUUUGAUCUAGAACUUAUAGACGUUGAUGAAAGGCAUGCAGUUUCAGGGACUUACUCGUCAUUUGGAUUAACUGAUAACUUUUUGUAAAUUUGGAUGACCGACUUGUACCUACACAUUUUUAUGGUUAGUACAAUAAUUUGAUAAAAAAAAUACCAUUGUUCAACAUCUUUCCGGGCAGAGUUUUUGGUGGUCUCCGAUGCUAAUUCCGAUCGUAUACUAGACGCCUUUUCUUCCAGAUUCUCAUUCGUGGUCUGCAACACGCUGAAUUCUUUUUCCAAAAGUUUCAGUCUAUUUUCUUCUGUCGUUUUUUGUGAUGAGGUGGAGUUGCAGCGUUUUUCCAACUCUUUUAACUCUGUUGAAGCCUGUUCGAUUUUUAAUUCCAGAUCAGAAAGCACCGGCCGCUAUUUAAGUGUAUAAGUUAGAAAAUUAACCAAAAAUAAUGCAUAUGGCUAUUCAUCAAA